AAGGCAUUGUUAAUCGAUCGACGUUUCCAGACCUCUGCAGCCUCUGUGGGUUCAGCUGUAUUCGCAGCCUCUGCUAGACUGUCACAACCGCUCGUCCUUUGCAGAAAUGGCAACAACAGUGACUCUCAACAACGGUGCACAGUGCCCCAUUGUCGGACUGGGGACGUGGAAGUCUAGAGAAGGCCAGGUCACAGAAGCCGUGAAAGUCGCCAUCUCUGCAGGCUACAGACACAUCGAUGGAGCCUUUGUCUACGAGAAUGAGACAGAGGUAGGAGAGGGUAUCCAUGCCAUGAUGAAGGACGGUGUCGUCAAGAGAGAGGAUCUGUUCAUGGUCAGCAAGCUGUGGUGCACUUUCCAUGAAAAGCACCUGGUGAGGAAAGCUUGUGAAAAGACUCUCAGUGAUCUCAAACUGGACUACCUUGACCUCUAUCUAGUGCACUGGCCGAUGGGUUUCAAGUCUGGAGGUGAGGAUUUUCCUUUGGACAGCGCAGGAGAGGUGAUCAGCGAUAAUACCUACUUCCUGGAGACAUGGGAGGGGAUGGAGGAGCUAGUGGACGCAGGUUUGGUCAAAGCUAUUGGUGUGUCCAACUUCAACAAGGAGCAGCUUGAAGCCAUCCUCAACAAGCCUGGCCUGAAGUACAAGCCUGCCAACAACCAGAUUGAGUGCCAUCCAUACCUGACCCAGGAGAAGCUGAUCAACUUCUGCCACUCUCAGGGCAUCUCAGUGACAGCGUACAGCCCCCUGGGCUCUCCAGACAGACCCUGGGCUAAACCUGAAGACCCCUCACUGCUGGAGGAUCCGAACAUUAAAGCCAUCGCUGAGAAGCACAAGAAGACGUCUGCUCAGGUUCUGAUCCGCUUCCACAUCCAAAGGAACGUGAUCGUGAUCCCCAAGUCAGUUACACCUCACCGCAUUCGGGAGAAUUUCCAGGUGUUUGACUUUGAACUCACCGAGGACGAAAUGAAGAUUAUAUUAGGGUUCAACAGGAACUGGAGAGCCUGUCCCAUGCAAUGGAGCUUGAAACACAAGGACUACCCAUUCAACACUGAGUUUUGAAAGGAAAAAAACACUGAUUUUCCACAGGUUUACAGGGUGCUUGGGUCUGGGUUUCUGCCCUUUAGGCUGCUCACUUUGCUGUUCUUUGAGUAGUUUGAAAAAAAUGUGGCCUUGAA
Messenger RNA from Cheilinus undulatus (humphead wrasse), 1173 nucleotides. RefSeq names its product aldo-keto reductase family 1, member B1 (aldose reductase), tandem duplicate 2 (gene akr1b1.2). The transcript has 10 exons. The record is from RefSeq and is a predicted model, not a curated record. Gene Ontology annotation, molecular function: aldose reductase (NADPH) activity. Gene Ontology annotation, cellular component: cytosol. NCBI's taxonomy places the organism in Eukaryota, Metazoa, Chordata, Actinopteri, Labriformes, Labridae. The coding region runs from base 107 to 1057 and encodes 316 amino acids.